AUGAAAAAUGGUAAAAGAUUUUAUUUUUCAUUACCUUGCUCAAGAGAAUUGAAAAAUAUAGUAAAAUUGCAGUUGUUAGAAAAAGAGAAUAAAGAUAAAAUUAUCAACAUAUGGAAGGAUAAGUAUAAAGAUAACAAAAAUAUAAUCGCAGAUUAUAUACAUACAGAAAAAUAUGAAUUAAUAAAAAAAAAUUGCAAAAAUAAUUCACAUUUUAUUAUUCCACAUAAAAAUAAAAAUGGAUAUAUAAAUUUUUAUUUGCAAUUUAUUGAUUAUAAAUUAAUAUUUGUUACCCCGCUUCAUGAUUAUAAUAAAUUUAGAACUAAUUCAAUACCAUAUGUAACAUUAAAUUUUUUUGAUGAAUUAAAAAAUAAAGAAAUUGUGUUAACAAAAUUAAAUAUUAUAAAUAAUGUUGUAAACAAAGAUCAAGCUUAUAAAUUUUAUAAUUAUAUUUUAUCCUUUUAUUCUGACUUUAAUUAUUUUCAAUAUGUACAUAAAUUUAAUAAUGAUAGCAGAAAUUUUAGUUAUGAUAUCUUUUUUAAUAAAUUCAAACAUUUAUUUUAA
Molecule: messenger RNA, 561 nt
Organism: Plasmodium relictum
Lineage: Eukaryota; Apicomplexa; Aconoidasida; Haemosporida; Plasmodiidae
Gene: ATP11
Product: ATP synthase mitochondrial F1 complex assembly factor 1, putative
Exons: 1
Coding region: 1-561 (186 amino acids)
Biological process (GO): mitochondrial proton-transporting ATP synthase complex assembly
Cellular component (GO): mitochondrion
Source: RefSeq, a predicted model, not a curated record